This is a messenger RNA of Metschnikowia bicuspidata var. bicuspidata NRRL YB-4993, 2417 nucleotides long. RefSeq names its product Abp1p (gene ABP1). The coding region runs from base 215 to 2071 and encodes 618 amino acids. The transcript has a single exon. Gene Ontology annotation, cellular component: site of polarized growth; plasma membrane; actin filament. Gene Ontology annotation, biological process: regulation of actin filament polymerization. The record is from RefSeq and is a predicted model, not a curated record. Gene Ontology annotation, molecular function: actin filament binding. NCBI's taxonomy places the organism in Eukaryota, Fungi, Ascomycota, Pichiomycetes, Serinales, Metschnikowiaceae.
AAUUCAGGAUGGGGAAAACCCACAUCCAUAUUAUACUAAUUGCUGAAAAUCGUUCAAUCAACUGAGGCAUGUGCUACGAAAUCUUAUUUUACGGUGCGGACGGUGUGCACGGACGCAUGUUUGCUCAGCCCCCGCUCAGUCACGAUCACACGCUAGUUCGAACGAUCAUAGAUUUUUUAGCAAAAGAAAACAUUAGUAUCUAAUCGGAUAAAUAAUGGAGAAGGUAGAUUUUUCAAAGAACGCUAAAGAAAUAAACGAUCUCUAUACAAAAGUUGUUCGUGGUGAUGCGCAAACUUCAUUUGCCGUAUUUACCGUGAACAAGAAUAACGUUCUUGAUGCAACCGCAUCUGGCACAGGUGAUUUAUAUGAAUUUGUCGAAGCGUUCAGUGAUGGAAUCGUUCAGUUUGGUUUGGCUCGUGUUACUGUGCCUGGCUCGGAUGUUUCUAAGAAUGUUCUUUUGGGAUGGUGUCCUGAUAAUGCCCCAGUGAAGUUACGUUUGUCUUUUGCACCAACUUUCGUCGAGGUUGCAAGAAUCUUUGCUGGAUAUCACAUCCAAAUUACUGCAAGAGACCCUGAUGACUUGGAUGUUGAUGAAAUAAUCUCCAAGGUUAGUGCAGCGGCGGGUGCAAGAUACACGUAUCAUGCCAAUGGCCAGAAAGGUGCUACCAUGACGAAGCCAGUUCAGCCAAAGUCUUUGCCUGUAAACAUGGUUUCUGAACAAAAUCCUGUCCCAAAUAAGGACAGCUUGAGAAAACCCAAGCCCAUGAAUUCAUUCAAGGUAUCACCUACUCCGGUAAGCGCAUCUGCAGACGAUGGUUGGGGUGAUGAGGAGGCAAUCGAAGAGAGAGAUUUUAAUGCACAGCCGUUGGAAAACGUUCCAUCUGCUUAUGUCCCGACAAAGGUCAAUAUUAAAGAAUUAAGAAAUCAAAAGUCGGAUACCAUAUCAUCUCAUAAAGAUACUGACAAAAUUGCUGAGAAGUAUACUCACAGUGACAAUCAUGAAAGGAUCAAGCUGUUACACAACGAUAAGAAGCUCGAGCAAUUAAAUAAAGAUGAGAGAUUAACUGCUUUACCGAAGCCGAAGAUCAGCAACUCUGUUUCAGCGCGUUACCUGACCCCUCGUGCUGAAUCUAUUCUGCCUGCAAAACCAUCUUUUGGUUCCAGACCUAUCGCCUCUGCUCAGCCAAGUAACAAAUCUCUGCCUGAAGGUUUGUUUCAAAAUCAUGCCAAUGAAAAUGGCCUCACACCUGCUCAAGCGUGGGCGCAAAAGAGGGGUAAAUACUCUGUUGAACCCAAGAAUGAUGACGACGAGCCUCAAAAUGACUUGUCAAACCUCUCAAUAAAUGAGAAAAAUGGAGAGUGGACUGAAGAAGCGCUGACCAUUCCCAAAGAGAUACCAGCAAUCUUUAAGCGUGUUCCAGAUGAGCCUUCGCAUUUUGUUGAGGAUACUAUUUCCCCCCAGGACACUUUUGAAGAAGUUGAAGAACCCUCAAAUAUGGUCCUGAAUGACAAUGAAAAUAAUGAUGAAAAUAUUGCUCUGGAUGAUGAUAAAGUGCACGAACAAAUUCAAAACGAAACUGCUGGCGUGGCACAAGGUCAUUUUGAAGCAAAAAAUUCCAAGCUGGCUGAAAGUCGGGUCAUUAGUGCUGUAGCCCAGUACGACUAUGAUAAAGAUGAGGAUAAUGAAGUAUCCUUCAAAGAAGGUGAUGCCAUUAUCGAAAUCGAGUUUGUUGAUGAAGAAUGGUGGUCAGGAAAAAACUCUAGAACGGGUGAAAACGGUGUAUUUCCAGGCUCUUAUGUGACUCUUGAUGAUUCUUCAUUGCCCAAGGACGAUGACGAGACUGUGCCUGAUAAUUCACUGAAAAUUGAACCCGAACGAAUCACCAAAUCGAAUGGAAGAUCUGCGAUAGCCGAGUAUGACUACGAAAAGGAGGAGGACAAUGAAAUUGGCUUUCGCGAAGGUGAUCUUAUUGUUGACAUUGAAUUUGUAGAUGAAGACUGGUGGUCCGGAAAGCAUUCUGUAUCUGGAGAAGUUGGCGUCUUUCCUGGUAAUUUUGUUUCAUUACAAUGAAAGUCUAGUAUACUAAUUUCAUCUCACCUUCCAUCGAUAAAAUGCCUCGAAUUUAAAUUUUCGAAUGAGUGAAAAUACACUUUUUCUCAUUUAUUUUUUAUUAGAUUCUUCUGAAGAAAUUUCGACGAAUAAGAAAAUUUAGCUGUUGAUGGGCUUCUUUGGUAAAGCGCCCAGUUUCUCUUGUCCUUUAUCUUCUUUCUUGAUGUUAUUUAAUUUUGCUGGUGCUUUUUUUGAUGUAUUUCAAACGAAUAUAAGAAUCCAUUGGGUGUCCAAUCAACAUUGCAACAAAUGUGCUUAUGGCAAGUCAAUACGUUAUUUGAUAGUUAACCCCGGUAUAUAGAAAUUA